Messenger RNA from Adelges cooleyi (spruce gall adelgid), 703 nucleotides. RefSeq lists its product as uncharacterized. NCBI's taxonomy places the organism in Eukaryota, Metazoa, Arthropoda, Insecta, Hemiptera, Adelgidae. The record is from RefSeq and is a predicted model, not a curated record. The transcript has 5 exons. Bases 24 to 593 code for a protein of 189 amino acids.
UUGAAAAAAAAAAAAACAUUAACAUGUAUUUCAAAAACAUUGUACUGUUAUUCUGCGUGACGUUAUACUUUUUGCAAUGUCAGGGUGAUCGCCCAACUCGUGGGGAGCGUGAAAUCAUUAGUGGCAUAGUCAAGAAAUAUAAAAAGAGACAUGGCACAGGUAUCGAAGAAAAUGGCAAUCUGUUCAUAAACUUCAAAGGUGUAAAAGAUGUUAUUAUAGAAGUAUCACAGGUACUUUACGGAUACCAAAUGCCUCCAAGUCUUGAAAAACUGAAAAAGACAGGAUCAAAAUAUAAAUUCACAUUAUUGGAAGUUCAGCGAUACGUCAAAGAUUACUUACGAUUAAAGAAGUUAAGUCCGGCAUUAUUGGAAAUAGUAAAGCUACUCUUCUCUCAGUACGAAAAGCCACAAAGCAUAAACUUUGAAGAUUUAAAAGAUCUAAUUGGCAAAGUACAGGCGGCUAAUGCCAAUGCCAAAUUUGUGUAUCUUAAGUACCCGAAAACGGCAAUACCGUACAAAAUGGAAAAAUCAGUAUACAAGUUUACUAGGAAGGAAGUUGAAUCCAUCGUCAUUCAUUAUUUGUAUGCUAUAUAGUUUGAUUUACUUAUUAACUUUUAUUAAAUAUAUACAUUAGGGAGGUCGUUAAUUUCGAUUUUAAGGAGCGAAGUAUAGAAAUAAGUUUGAAAUGUCGGGGAAAAAAAUGC